AGGAAACUUAUUUCUGAUGAACUUGUUGACAGCAAUAAUAUACAAUCAGUUUCGUGGAUAUCUUCUGAAAUCGGUUCAAUCAUCGCUUUUCCGGAGACGCUUGGGAAUCCGGGCUGCCUUUGAAGUUCUUUGUUCUUUGAAAGAGACUGCGAUCAAUAAAAAUGUCUUGUGUGUCCAAUCCGGGGCUCUUGUUCAAGUACUUCAGAAAGUAAAAAUGGAUUCCUAUUGCAAGGAAGCAAUUAUUAGGAAGCUUGAGUCUUGUCCUCCAGGAGGGCUGUCGGCUACUCAGUUUCAGACACUCUUUGAUGAACUUGACAAACAUAAAGUUAAAGAGCAUCCUCCCAAACCAGAUUAUCAGUCACUAUUCCUACAGCGAGUUCAGUUUAUCUUUGGUCAUCACUACUUUGGGUACUUGGGGAAUGCUGUAGCUCUAGCAAACAUCUUCUGUGUAUGUGUAGUAAUGGUAAUAGAUGCAGAUAAACAACCUACUCUGCGAGAUGACUUUUUUUUAGGGGUUACAAACUGUUUCUUUAUUUUUUACUACUUUCUGGAAAUGUUGCUGAAAAUAGUGGCCUUGGGAUUAAAAAGAUAUUUAUCCUAUCCAAGCAACAUAUUUGAUGGGCUUCUGACUUUUGUUCUCAUGGUUUUGGAGGUGUCCACAUUUGCUGUAUAUGGGUUUCCUCAUCCAGGCUGGAGACCUGAAAUGUUGGGCUUGCUAUCUCUAUGGGACAUGGUUCGUCUAGCAAAUAUGUUGAUUGUGUUCAGAUUUUUACGGAUCAUCCCAAACAUUACAUUCAUGUCUUUAGUUGCUAGUACACUGCUGGAUCUAGUGAAAAAUAUAAGAACCUUUGCAGGAAUUUUAGUGGUGGCUUUCUAUGCAUUCGCAAUAAUUGGCAUGGAGCUGUUUGGAGGCACUAUUACUCCCAUAGGCAAUGUCAGCCUUAUCAAUAAUACAACUGGAAAUACCACUUUCCAGUGUGGCACUUUUGAACAACUGGAGUAUUGGCCAAACAACUUUGAUGAUUUUGCUGCAGCGUUAGUGACUCUGUGGGAUGUGAUGGUUGUGAACAACUGGCAGGUUUUCUUGGAUGCAUAUUCCAGAUAUUCAUCUUCCUGGUCAAAGUUGUACUUUGUCACCUGGUGGUUGACUUCCUCUGUCAUCUGGGUCAAUCUUUUUAUAGCCUUGCUUCUAGAGAAUUUUAUUCACAAAUGGGACCGUCGCUGCCAUGGGCCAUCUCUCUCGGAAGUUGAAUAUCAAAUGACAGUGGAACUCAUGUUCAGGGAUGUUUUGGAAGAACCAACGGAGGAAGAACUGAUUGCAAGACUUCACCAGCAUCCACAUAUGCAUCUAUAUAGAUGACACCUAGCUGGAAAUGGCAAUCCAGCCUCCUCAUGCCUGCAUGCAGGUUUUAUAGCUAAAAGGAAGAUAACUAUUACUUCUUUCUAGAAAGAGUGCUAAAAUCUUGAUUUUAUUGUUGAAUGCUGCCUCCAAUAGAUAGUCUUUAAAGGUUGCCCUGUGUUCAUUUUAAACAUAUUUUUAAAAUCCUAAUUUGACUUCUUUUUAAGUUGAUUUUUUUACGUUAUAGAUAAGAUAAUUAUGGAGCAUUAAAUGCUUUUAAGAAAGGGAAAUGGAUCAAUGAUACUGCACUUUAUAGUAAAUGUGGUGGAGGAUGUGUAACCACGUCUGCUGGCCUGGUGCUAGCACUACAGACAGUACAAAAUGCAAACCUUCUACAGAAGCAAACUUCCUUUUUUAGUAUUUGUUGUGGGAUAUGCUAGGACUGUGCCUUAUUGUUAGCAAAAUGUUUUAGUAAAUGCCUAAAUGUUUCAAAUAAUGGAUAAAAGUUUGUAGCCUAAGGUUAGGGAUUCAUAUAAAAAGAUGUUAUUUUAUAUGUUCCAAUGUGGGAAGCUAUGUUAGAAGGAAGAAUAAUACAAUGCCAGUUUUAAUAUCUGCCCAAAUCUUCAGAGCACUUUCAUGCAAAGAUCACUUCAGACCUUGGGCUGACUGUAUGUUACAUUAAUUAGCAGCUAUUGGGGACUUGAAAUCAUGGGCUUUAAGGGGCUUAAUAUUUUGUCUCCCUGGCCCUCCAAUGCCCCUCCUUAUCAGGAUCAGCCCUCCCUUGUAAUUUUGAGUCAAGCUAGACCAAGAACUUUGUGGAAAGGGAAAGGGUUAAAUCCUCCUGUUUCUUGUUUGAGGCUCACCUUUGCCUUGUUCUCCUUUUUUUGGUGAAGCCUGAUCAGUUUGCCAUUGGUGAAAUGAGUGCUGAGAGGAAAACAGUUCAAAUGAUUGGAUUUCUGUUUAUUGCUCAGACUGGAUUUAUGCCUCAUACUUGAGUUCUUGGGUGAGUUCUGUAAUUGUCCACAUGUAUUGUGGAAAACAUUUUGUGAGUAUCCCCCAACCCAUUUUGCAAGAACGUCUAUGACACAUAGACAACAUUCAAAAUGUGCCUAUUGGCCAUAAAGUUCGGGGACCUUUUUCAAAUAAAAAAUAUGACAUGGCCAUGUGCCAGUAAAAACAAAAUUAUAGAAAUUAAAUCUUAGACCUUUUAAUUAUAAUAGUAGUAAAUAUAUUUAUAUUGGCUAUCUUAUGAUUCCAUCAGGUAGUAUGUACAGUGCCUAUCUAUGUGAAACCCUGAGAACCCCUAAGAUACAGUUACAGUUUAGAGAUAAAAGUAGCUCCUUAUAAGGACAAAUGCUAUAAGAACAACAAAUGGAGAAAACCUUUGUUAUGAAUAGGUGACCCAUGUAGUGACCCAAUCCAAUGAAUUAUUUCUAUUAUUAAAUUAUUUUAUUCAUUCAGGGAUGCUAAAUAGCCCUAUUCUUCUGCUUUCUGUCUAACCUCUGAACUUUCUCUUCAGUGCUGAAAGGGAAAUUCUUUGACACUAAAUAAUUUUGAUUAAAUUAUGGUCAUCUCAUAAUAUUCAGUUAAUUAAAAAAUGCACUGGAAUAUUAAUUAUCUUCCUUAGACACCAUAGCUCUGUUCAUACAACAUAUAGAAGAGCCAUGUUUUAUUGAACCCAAAGUUCUGGGUUCAUACAACACACUGAGCCAUUAAUUAAUCACAUGGGCUAUAAAGACGUGCAAAAAUUUUUGCAUUGAACUGUUUGGGGCAUGAAAUCUCAUAGAGUGCAGAAUGACCUGUUUUGAAUAUUCCAAGAAUAUUUUGAGUUCAAAACAGCUCAAACAGUGUCCAGAAGGCUCAAAAUAGCAACUUUUUGAGUGCUCAGAAAGGGGAUAUUUGUGAAGUUUUAUGCUUGAAAUAGCUCAAAAUGAAAUCUGUUGCACACCCUAGGGCAAAACCUACUGUUCUGGAAACUGAAUGUUUCUUUUCUGGACUCUGCUGAUCUAAUCAUUCCAAGGUUGCUCCAAUGGUUUCCCAAAAGUUAAUCCUCUGAACUGGAAACAAUUUGUGGUGUUCCAGACAUGGGCCUGUCCUGUUUCAUCCAGAACACUGCAAACCAGUUCUGGUUUGGAAAAUCAGCUUCUGGAAAAGUGCUGAAUGUUACAUUCUGUAAUGGUAGAUUUUGCACAUCCCUAUUAGGCUAUAAUGUGGUUGCUAGUUUUUAGUUUACCAUGUCAUGCAAACACUGACCAUUCUUAUUUAUUUAUUUAUUUUGACCGAAAUAAAAGAGGGGGAUGCAGUUAAGAAGUUGCUGUAUUUAUCUCUAAGAAUUUUUUUCCUCCAAGUAAUUUUUGCUCUAAAAUGGGAAGGUCAUCUUGGAUUUGCAGAGAAUAUGAUAAUGCAGCCAGAUGGGUUUAUUUCUUUUGAGGAUGACACGUUAAAUUCAGGGCAAAUACAGUAGCUACUGCUAGGUUUUUUUAAAAAAAGGUUUUGGUUAUUUCCUGCUUGCCAUCUUAAUGGGAUAAGAAAACAUUAAAGUGGAAAUGUGAUGUGUUCCGUGUCACCCAAAAUACGGAAGCCGAGGUGUACCACCCUUGCACUCUUAAGUGACCAUCUAGGAAAAUAUUUGUACGCUAUAAAAAUAAAAACAUUAAUGGUUAUUGAUCAAUAGCCAUUUCAUUUGCUAUGAUCUGCGCUUCUGAUGUGGAUUCCUUUGGAUACCAUGAAGUUUAUUGUAUUUAUUGAUAGAGCUUUCAUUUUCCACAGAGAAUCCUGCCUAGGCUGCAUUACAGAUGGAUUGCAAUUUGAAUAUUACCCCUCCUUAAAAAUUAUUCCACGCAGAAAGCUAAGGAAGAGCUCUAGCCUUUCUGUGACACAUUAAAUCUAUUUUCUGCUUCUAAUAUAUAAUGACUAUAUAUUUAUAUAUACAGAAACGUUGGCAUUCUUUUAAGCUAAGAGUUUUCAUAGCUUACUUUAUGGUUGAGGAACCAUUGGUACUCCAGAUGUUGCUGAUUCUAGCAUCUUUCACUGUUGGCUAUAUUUCUAGGGCUGUUGUAGGAGUUUCGGGAGGGCAAAACAUUCCCCUAUCCCUGGCUUGUUUUGGUUUGAUUUACCUUUUGGACAUCAAUGACAACUAUUGUGAAUAUCAUGAUUCUAUAUUGAACAUUUCAUUCUUUUUAAGCUGAAGAAAAAUGAGCGUUUUUCUGUACUCAUGACAGCAGCUGUAACCUCCAAAAGUUCUUCAUGUUACUUUUUUCUUCCAGUGGUGCAAUUUGGGCAAUGCAGUGUCCCAAGUUUACCAGUGCAAUAUAAUUUUGAAUUUCUUGUGCUCUGAGAACAUAUGGAGAAACCACUAAAGUUGUUUGCAUAUUAUGAAGUUUUAUGUAUUAAUUUGAAAAAAAGGAACUGUAAAAUGUAUCUAUGCAAGUUCUUUUUUAAGACCACAGAUGUUACCUUAUGUAAUUAUUGUUAAUACAGUAAAAUAUUUUUGAAACAGCUGGAGUUCUAUAAAUUAUUUUGUGUCUCUACUAGCAUUAAAUCUGA
Python bivittatus (Burmese python) is the source of this 4885-nucleotide messenger RNA. NCBI's taxonomy places the organism in Eukaryota, Metazoa, Chordata, Lepidosauria, Squamata, Pythonidae. The record is from RefSeq and is a predicted model, not a curated record.